AUGCCGCUGAUCACAAAGCUCAUUCUCGCGCUCACCAUCGGCUCUGCGCAGCCGCUCCGCCAGCCCGUCGGCCGCAUUACGUCGCUCGACCGGCGAAAGCUAGUCGCGAGCGUGUCCGACUCGGAGUUCUACAAAUCUCCGCGGCUCGUGGCGCACGCCGACGACGCCUUCCUGCGCAAGCUGACUGCGCUGUACCGCGAGCGGCUCCCAGCGGGCGGAGUGCUGCUCGACCUGAUGUCGUCGCACAUCUCUCACCUCCCGCCAGCGAUGUCCUUCGCGCGGGUCGACGGCCAUGGAAUGAACGCCGAGGAGCUGUCCAAGAACCCCGCCUUUGCGGGUGGCCAGUGGUGGGUGCAGGACCUAAACGAGGACCCGGCGCUCUCGUUCGCCGCCGACGGCGAGUACGACGCCGUGUUGUGCAUGGCGGGCGUGCAGUACCUCCAGGAGCCCGAGAGCGUCUUUGCCGAGUGCAGUCGCGUGCUCAAGCCGAAUGGCGUGAUGAUUGUCGCAUUCACGAACAGCUUCUUCUACCAGAAGGCCAUCUACGGUUGGAGCGAGAGGGGCAUGGCGACGCGCGCAAAGCUCGUGAGGGACUACAUGCGGGCGGCGGGCGGCUUCGACGACAUAACAGUCGAGGGCGAUGGCACCGGCCUCGUCGCGCAGCUAGCCAGCAUUGGGGGUCUGGGCGGCGACCCCUUCGCGGCGGUCGUGGGGCGGAAGAACGGCAGCUAG
Messenger RNA from Emiliania huxleyi CCMP1516, 732 nucleotides. RefSeq lists its product as hypothetical. NCBI's taxonomy places the organism in Eukaryota, Haptophyta, Isochrysidales, Noelaerhabdaceae. Bases 1 to 732 code for a protein of 243 amino acids. The transcript has a single exon. The record is from RefSeq and is a predicted model, not a curated record. Gene Ontology annotation, molecular function: S-adenosylmethionine-dependent methyltransferase activity.